UUUCUCUUCCUCGUACGCAUUAAAGAUCUUUGUCUUCAUGUAUAUGUUUAUCAUUUACAAAGCAGAAGAAGAGGUUUGAACUGUUGGAAAUCCAAUCCAGAGGUUAAUAUGAGAGAAAUCAUAAGCAUUCAUAUUGGCCAAGCUGGUAUUCAGGUCGCCAAUUCAUGUUGGGAGCUCUAUUGUCUAGAACAUGGAAUCCAGCCUGAUGGUACCAUGCCCAGCAAUUCUGAGGGACUUGCACACGACGCAUUCAGUACAUUCUUUAGUGAUACGGGUGCAGGAAAACAUGUACCAAGGGCUAUAUUUGUUGAUCUAGAACCAACUGUGAUUGAUGAAGUUAGGACAGGGGCAUACCGACAACUUUUUCAUCCUGAACAACUGAUUUCUGGAAAAGAGGAUGCUGCUAACAAUUUUGCAAGAGGGCAUUAUACAGUUGGGAAGGAGAUUGUUGAUCUAUGUCUUGACAGGAUUAGAAAGCUGGCUGAUAAUUGUACUGGUUUACAAGGAUUUUUGGUUUUUAAUGCUGUUGGUGGUGGUACUGGCUCUGGUUUGGGGUCUUUGUUGUUGGAACGACUAUCUGUGGAUUAUGGAAAGAAAUCAAAACUCGGGUUUAGUAUCUUCCCUUCUCCUCAGGUAUCUACAGCAGUUGUGGAGCCAUACAACAGCGUUCUAUCAACACAUUCUCUUCUCGAACAUACAGAUGUUGCAGUGAUCCUUGAUAACGAAGCCAUAUACGACAUUUGCAGGAGGUCCUUAGCCAUUGAGAGGCCAAACUACAGGAAUCUAAACAGAUUAAUAUCUCAAACCAUAUCUUCACUCACCACAUCUUUAAGAUUCGAUGGAGCCAUUAACGUAGACAUCACAGAGUUUCAGACCAACCUCGUUCCUUAUCCCCGCAUCCAUUUUAUGCUCUCUUCAUACGCACCCGUGAUCUCAGCUGAAAAAGCACAUCACGAACAGUUAUCUGUUCCUGAAAUCACCAAUUCUGUUUUUGAACCAUCUAGUAUGAUGGCAAAAUGUGACCCAAGACAUGGAAAGUAUAUGGCUUGCUGUUUAAUGUAUAGGGGGGAUGUCGUGCCUAAAGAUGUAAAUGCUGCAGUUGCUUCAAUCAAGAGCAAACGGACUGCAAUCUUCGUGGACUGGUGUCCUACUGGAUUUAAGUGCGGCAUAAACUACCAAGCGCCUUCAGUUGUCCCGGGUGGGGAUUUGGGACAGGUAAAAAGAGCGGUGUGCAUGAUCAGCAAUAACACAGCAGUAGCUGAGGUUUUCUCGCGUAUCAACCAUAAAUUUGACUUGAUGUAUUCCAAGAGGGCGUUUGUUCAUUGGUACGUCGGUGAAGGUAUGGAGGAAGGUGAAUUUUCCGAGGCUCGUGAAGAUCUAGCCGCCCUCGAAAAGGAUUACGAGGAAGUUGGUGCUGAAGCAGUUGAGGAAGUGGAAGAUGGCGAUGGGUAUUGAGCCAGAUAGAUACUCUUAUUGCAUAUAAUUGGUUUC
Molecule: messenger RNA, 1491 nt
Organism: Impatiens glandulifera
Lineage: Eukaryota; Viridiplantae; Streptophyta; Magnoliopsida; Ericales; Balsaminaceae
Product: tubulin alpha-1 chain-like
Exons: 5
Coding region: 109-1455 (448 amino acids)
Biological process (GO): mitotic cell cycle; microtubule cytoskeleton organization
Cellular component (GO): microtubule; cytoplasm
Molecular function (GO): GTP binding; structural constituent of cytoskeleton
Source: RefSeq, a predicted model, not a curated record